This is a messenger RNA of Parnassius mnemosyne (clouded apollo), 8166 nucleotides long. The record is from the annotation of a GenBank genome assembly. NCBI's taxonomy places the organism in Eukaryota, Metazoa, Arthropoda, Insecta, Lepidoptera, Papilionidae.
UUGAGUACACCAAUUGUAAUAUUGGAUUAUGACCGAAAUGACCUCAGGGUAGAAAGUACGCGUACCAGCAGACGACUUUCAUCGAACUUCGACUCGAGUGGGCCUACAAGUGCAACAAAAUAUGAAGAUGUACAGCCCACUUUCCGGCCAAGAAGUUCUAGAAGACGCGAAGAACCGCCACCAUCUACACCGCGAGAUAUUAAUAGAACAAGACCUAAAACAAAGAUUUCAGAUACAAAUGCUUCACCUACUGUGACAGAACAAUCUCCGACGGAAAAUGGGCGUAGCGAAAAAUUCGAUUCCAGAAGAAAUAAUCGAUUACGUAGUCGGCCAAUAGAAACUGAGGCAAACGUCGUCACUUCUUACGCAAGUCAAGAUAUAAAUGUCAAGAGCAAAUCGCGACAAAUCAACAGAAGACCACAAUAUACUGCUACAACUGCUCCUUUAGCGAUGUCUUCUCCCGACAUUGAAGAUAAUAGAAUUAGAGAUAUAAAUAAUAGAAAAACUCAGUCCAGCUCUACACAGACUCCAUUAAAAAUAUCUUCUCCAGUUAUUGAUGAUAGAAAAAGUAAAACCAUUGAAUCGAAUUUUGAAGAUUUCACACGGAUUAUACCAAAAGAAGAGGAUGUCACAAGUGUUCAGUUUAAAAGGCGGAGCACGACUGCGAAAACAAAACAAAGUGUAACUUCGUCAACUCCAAAAUCAAUACGAUCACGUGGACGCAUAAAUACUAGAACUAAUGUUAAAUUAGAAGAUAUGGCAAGUUCUGGUGCAACUAAUGAUUUAACCAUUGCAGAAAAAAUACCUAUUAGUGAAACGUCUUCAGAAAAUACAAGAAGUUCACGGAAAUUGAGAUACCGAACGCGUUUAUCAGAAACUGACACAAAUUUAACUGGGGAUGGUAUUUUGUCAUCUAAUGAAGUCAUUAAACCUGUUCAGAAGAAAAGAAAGAUUAAUAGUCAAUUAGAAAGUCCUACACCAUCCCCAACUCUAUCUGAAAAGAAUGUCCAGAGAAAUAGUGAACGUAGUCCAUCAAAAUCCACAACCGUAACAACCAUGAGAGUUGUAAGGCGCCCUUCGGCCAGAGGAAAAGAUAACACAGUACCUUCAAGGAUGAAGCCAAAAGUUAAAACUUCUGAUGAGAUUGGUGACGAUGAUAACUAUCCAGAAAGUUUUAAAGCCUUGAUUCAAACUAAAAAUGCUUCGACACAAGUGAGCUCUCCAUCCAGCGAGAGUUUGUCAGUGAAAGAAACACACAAAGUAAAUAUUUACACACAACCCAUACCGUCUUUCAACACAGUCGGUGACUUAGAAAAUACUACACGGCUUCGCAGUAAAUUAAACACAACGGAGAGUGAAUUAAAAAACGGAACUACUGAUGACAGUAUUACAACAGUGAAUGAUUCUUACAACAAAACAACCAAACCUCAAGAAUAUCGCGUACGUGGAUCAUAUGUACCAAAAUCUCGAAAGCUCAGUGGUUUAAAUGUGGCUUUUGUGACAAAGAGUACAUCAAGCAGUCCUGCCACAGAAAGGUCAUAUAAAUUUAAUAGGAAAUUAAAAACAUCAUCGACAGAAGAACCAGUAACAGAAAAUUUAGUAAAAAAUAAAAGGUUCCAAUCUCGACAACAUUUUCAGAAGACUUUAGUUCACUCUCCAAAUUAUUCAAGGAAAAGAUUUGAUAAAAAAGAUAUUAUAUCAACAGAUGCAAUCACCACAAAUGAGAGUGUAAAAACUUCUAUUAAUACUAGUGUUGUAAAUAAUAAGAUUAAGCUACCAAGAACAAAUUAUUAUUCAAGAUUAAGGAAUAAUAUUAAAAAUGACGUAACAGCAACUACAAAUACAGUACGUAUAGUAAAUGAAACACAGAUUGCAGAUAAGAAAAUAGAAACCACAGCUGAUAUGCCUCUCAUAUUUAGCUUGAUAAAUAAGCCAGUAAAAAAUACAAUCCCUAACAAUGUAAGCGAAGAGAGAAAAGAAGAGUUUUUAAUAGCGGUAAGUAGUAAGGAAUCUCGUGAAAAUAAUACCGACAAUGAAGUAGUUACUAAUGCAGAGCAAAGUGAAAAUAAGUCUGAAAUAAACGAGUUUUCUACUACUCAAAAAUACCACGCCAAUUAUAAAGAUAAGAGCGCUGUAAAUGAUUCAGAAAGAAAAGAUUAUAUCGGUACGACUCCUACUCCUCCUUCCAUUAGAAAUAUACAAACGAGGAAAUAUACGCGCAAAAUCGUAAAAUCUAAAGAAAGAAUUAUAAAUUCAUCUCCAUUUUCCGCGACUAAGGAAAGAACACUACGAAAGUAUAGUGACAUAUUCUCGAAGACCACUGAAGCAUCUACUAAUGGCAUUAUCAACGAGCCUGAAAAACCUAAAGGCAGGUUUAGUUCUAAAUAUAGAGCUUCAUAUCUUGACAAACCAUUUUACAAACCCACUGUACCCACAGUAACACCAACAACUGUAAUGGGUGAAGAGAUUCAAUUAGGUGACAUGAAUGCUAUUUCUUUUACUCAGACACGAAGUACAAUAUCUUCAGCUGAUCUAAAACUUUCAGAGAGUUUAGUAAAACCAUCACAUGUCAUGAAUGUAGAGGCUUCAAAUCACUCACCAUCAGUUACUGUAUCUAUUUUUGAUGCUUUAGCAGAAAUACUUACUUCCACACCCAGAAUUCAAAUUUCUACAACAACAGAAGUACCGCAACAAUAUUUCACUGAUACGGUUGUUAAACAGACAUUCAACGGCGUGAGUAACAACAAUAAUGUAAAUAGUGUCACUGACUUGUCAAGUCAGGGCACAUCUAUAAAUACAUUAAUUCCUGUACAAAUCACUGAUCAGACUACACCAAAUGUGCUUAACCGCUUGACGGUAGGGGAACGUAUUUCACCGUCACUUAAAGAAGAGGAGAAAUUUACACCAACAAGUACUUCUCAAAGUACCUCUUAUCCCACCCCAACCACUCCUAUUUCCGCAAGGAAACCCUUUGCUAUAAAAAUAUUAUAUUCAGAUACAGAACGGCUGACAGACGAAUUUAUGACUUCAUCUGAACUUACGACGAAUCAGCCUACGACUCAUAGUGCGAAAAUGGUAUAUAACACUGCAUCUGACCUUUUAUUAUCUAACAAAAAAUUAGUGUCGUCAGAACUAACUAGCAUGUUAUCUAAUAAUAUUAUAGAUAUUAUUCAAAAUUUGGACGACGAAAGUAGAUCUAAAUUGACUGUAGAUAUGGCGAAGUUGUUGAAAACAAUAAUUCCUAGAGCUAUGAAUAAGCUAUCUACCCUCAGUAAUACUGAUGUAGUUCCAAAUACCACUCCUUACAGUUUGGAGGACAUUAAGGAUACCGAAAAUAUUAACAUUAAUGAGAACCAAAAUUCUUCUAUUGAAAUUAACAAUCUCUUCCAAAAUGUAUUGAAUGGUAAUGUAAAUAGAACAGGGGAUACUGUUGAUCUUUUAGAUUUAGGAAUAAAUUCACAACAAGCUGUAAAUAGCUCGGUAUAUUCACAACUGUUUUUAAGUAACAACUUAUCGGAAUUUGAGAGCAAGACAACAGUAGCUGAUAUCGAAACUACUACCGAGUAUGUAAAUACUAAUACACCGCCAUCUUUCGAUUUGCCAGCAACAACGUUAAAAACAUCUAGUACAACAUUAGACAUAAAUAUUGAUACAGGUACUUUGUCUGGCUUAACUAAAUCUACUAGUGUAAAUAAUGUAGAGACGAGCACUGCUAAUAAUCCAAUGAUAGAUUCCACUAUUCAACCUUUUUCAGUCCCAUUUUUUGGAAAUUCCAUAACUGAUAAACUUCCUUCAAAUGAAAUUAACAAUACACCACCUUUAAUUGCUUUGUCUGAUAGACAAUUUAAUGAGACUGAUAAUAUUAACAUUAAAGAUCCAAGUCAAAUAUCAAAUCUUCAGUUAUGGGUACUUUCUAAAAAAGCUCGUGUCUUGAAUAUGAUUGAACAAAUAAUUAAAGAACAUAAUGAUGAAAUAGCAAAUGCUUCUUUCACUGCAUUAAAAGAACAAACCAAUUCUCCAUUUUCCGAUCGCUUAGCUGAAAUAAUUAACACAAUGGAUUCUAAAAAUGAAUCAACCGUUUUGGAUAUCGAUUUAACCACUCCGAAUUUUAUUUCUGGACCAGUUUCUAAUGCACUCAUAUCUACUACACAAUUUGAAUUACCCGACAAAACUACAACUGAAACUAUAAUUAAUAGUGUUAAAACCGACAUUACGGUCCCAUCAAUGACUACCUCAACUGACGUACUGCCUACUAAUAUACCCAUAACUGAAGUAUAUUCAACUACUAUUAGUGCAGACGUAUCUGAAAUAAUAGCUUCACAAGCUUCAAGCGAAAUUGCUGAUGCUUUGCAUAGCACAACUAUGGACGCAGAGCUAACUACUGUUGAAGAAACAACCGAAUCUCAAGAUACACUAAAAUCUACAAUUCAAAGUACAGAAAAUCCAACAACUAUUGCUCAAGUCAACACUGAAGUCACGACCUCUUUGAUAGAUUUGGAAUGGCCUACCAAGACAAGUCUUACUGAGAGCAAUUUAGAAACAACAACUCAAGCAGGUAUCGAAACCACCACUGUAACACUCGUAAAAGAAACUAAAUCAAAUGAUUUAAUAACAACUAAAGCUCAACUCAACGUCGUCACUCAGCCAACUAUUCCGAAAAAAGAUUAUGUUAUAUUUGGAAUACUGCCUAAUAAUACAGUGGUACGUAAAGAUCCUAACGAUAAUGUACUGGAAAGAUUAACCGAGGCAACUCCGUACAUUAUUUAUGGCGUGCUACCUAAUAACACAAUAAUACGUAAAUUUCCAAAUGGAACUAGAGUACCACGACUCAUGCAAAAAAUUGACGUACUACCAAUCAGUCCAUGGAGUUUAAGAAACCCAUACAGCCCUAUCCAUAAUAAUCCGGCCAUUGUCAGACCGCAGCCUAACCCCAUCCGAGUAUCCACUAAUACUGUGACAUCCACAAACACAAAUAACGGAAUGGAAAACAGAUUAACCACCGACACUGUAAAUAACCAGCAAAUGAUGAUAUCUUCAUCGGCACCUAAUCUAAAAGGUACCAGUUCCUUGGGCAUAACUACUGCCACAAUUAAGCCGUUUGCUGACAAAAGCACUGCCUCGCAUGUUUUAAGUUUACGCACUACUACAAUGCUACCUUCUAUUCAUGAGAUUCUGCUUAAUAGUUUAUCUUCGGCCACUAAAGAGGAAAUGGUUAUAUCAUCAAUGACGAGCUCUACUCGUGAACCAAGAAUAUUAACACUGGAUAUCGAUCCGGAGACACAACAAAUCCGAACGGAAAAACCUGGUGAUGGUAAAGGAAAUGCAGUUUUCAAAUUUAUACCCAUUGAUGAAGUAACGGUACCUCCACAAAACACAAACGUUUUAAAGCUAGCUUCUACAAAAUCACCUAUUAAAUAUAAUACAGAAAAAGAUAUCAAAACUGUGACACCAAUACCCGUUACAGAAAUUAACUCAUCUAUAUUACAAAUUCAAAAAAGCAUAGAAAAUAUGGAUGAAUCCACAACAACAAAGGAACUGUUUCUUGGAACGUCCAACGAAAUAAUAUCUAAUGAUGGAAUGGGUAGUCAGUCUUCAACGCCUGUUAUAUUCACCAAUUCUGUAACACCAAAUGAAUUUCAGGAAGAAAGUACACAAUCCCCUAAAAGUUCACUUUUUGACAUUAAAGAGGACUUCGACAAAAUAAUGACUACAGUAAAAGAUGUAAUAACAGUUCAACCCCCAACAACAAAGCUUGAUACACCACAACCUCUUCCAAUAAUGUCAACCACUACAGUACCACUAUUUACUUUUAAUGAUUUGCCAAGAAAUGAUGUAACAAAUCCCAUCACUACGGACCCAGCAAACAUUUUUUCCAUAAAUCUGGAAAGGACAACUCAGAAUGUUGUAAAUGCGAAUGUUGUAUCAAUAUCAUCAACACAGUCUUCUGACGGAAAAUUGACUACUCUUGACAGUACCAUAUUACCAGCAACUAAUACUAUAAAAAUUGAUACCAAUAAAAAACAAGAAAACUCAGAGCUACUACAAAGCUUACAAGCAGUCUUAUCGACAACAUUAAAACCAGAAUUGUUAACAGCUACUGGCCAAAAGUUACCAGUUUCCUAUAAACCAGGUGGCACAAUGCAAACAACUACUUUGCGCUCCAUAGAAGAUGAUAUCCGACAAUUUGAGGAAGAUACAAAAUUAUUAAAAGCACUUUUACAAGCCACAGGCCGAAACCCAAAUGAACUAAAAAUUCCAAACCUAGGUGAUAUUAGAGCAAUUCCUGCAUUUAUGGUGAAAACAAAUCCAAUCACCACAACAACAACAACAACAACGACCCGAACAACAACUAUGACAACUACACCGAAACAAACAAAAACAACUACGUCUUCAAUCGACGAAGAAAUAAAGAAAUUAAAAGAAGAUACUCAAUUAUUACAAGCAUUGUUACAAAUUACUGGACAGAACACUAAUUUAAACCAGCCAGUAAUAUCGAAGAUAACUUCCAAUGUUAGAAUUGCUUCAAAUCCUCUAACAACGUCAAUCGAAUCUAAUCCCACAACGUCAAAUAAUAUGCGUCCUGUUUACACUACAGUUCAGCCAAAUAAAUUACAGACUGAAUUUCCGCAAACCAUUUCCACAUUAACUACUUUGCAGGACCAACAAAGUACUGUUACAGAAGAAAUUGGAAUUUCCACCACAUAUCCACCAAUUGAUAGAAGAUUAUUGACAACAACUAACUUUCCUGAACCAUUGUCUACGAUAAAUGCUAGACGCGCCCCAGAAACAACACGAGUUACGACUGAAAUACCGAGCACCUCUACUUUUUCAGCUGAAGAAGAUUUAGAAUUUUUAAAUAAUUUGAAAUCCGUCCUAAACACAAAUAAUGUUAACAAUGAUGAUCCAGAAGCUGCACUAGCUAAUCGUGUCAUAGCCCUCGCUGUGGAAAGAAGCUUAAGUGAAUUACAAACAGGAAAGCAAACAGAUUCUUCCCGAGGUAGCAAAAAUAUCAAUUCAAAUUCCGUCAACUCUUUGCGUACCACGACUGUAAGAACAACAAGUACAACGACGAAGCCUACUACUACUACUUUCAAACCGAGAACAAUGCCUAGCAAAAGUACACCGUCAUUAGAAGAUGAUAUCAAACAAUUUGAACGAGACACAAAAUUAUUACAAGCUCUUUUAAAAGCGACUGGGCAGGAUCCUUCCAAGUUUAAUAUACCAACGCUGCCAAGUGUAAAUGUUAGUCCAAAAGUUUCUCCGAUUGUUAAAGAGGAUUUAACUUUUGUACCUUUGACAAAUAAACCAAGUAUAGUAACCACGAAUCCAACUACCACUAAAACUUUCGGAGCAAAAAUAGCUGUUAAGGAUAAUAUAAAAGAUGUUCAAGAUGAGGCAAAGUUACUUCAAACAUUAAUUAAGCUAAAAGAUGCACAGGAAACAACGACACAUAAGAAUAAACUGGCCAUUACAGGUCAAUCUUCAGACGAAGCACUUAAAAAGUUAAUCCAAAAAGCUAAACCAACGGUAAUGGUAUCAGAAGCUACAAAAUCAUCAGUAUCAUUGAGCACUGAAUAUGGAAACAGCAACGAUGCACUUCUUGCGGCAUUGCUUAAGGAACAAGGAUUCGGUCCAACAACGGCAAGUUCUCUGGAUGAGCAAGUUCGACUCGCUGCUUUACUGAAUCAAGUGGUAGUGACGCCGAAGGCUAGGCGGACGACAACGCUUCCUCCGCCGCCCCCAGCACUACGAAGGCCAAUUUUGGAUGGCCUAGCUUGGAUUUGGCAGCAGUGGAGAGAGACGGAACCUGGGUCUGGUAAUGUUGGUACCAGAACAAAUAAAAAACGGCCAGCGUCAACGUCCAGUUCUGUUGCAUCUUCUUCAGUACCUGCGCCUUCUAGAACCAACUGGUUUGGUUCUGGACCAUUUGUUGGCAACGCCGAUGAAACUCCGUCCUCGAAUCGAAUACCUCUGGAGCCCCCACGGGCAGUAGCGGCCGAGCAGGCGCCGGGUAGAGGGCAACUUGUUUCUGCAGCCAUAAACGUCACGAGAGCUUUCUCUCAGUUCCUCGGUGCUGCAAUACAGGGUGCAGCCAAUACCGUGCAAAGUGUGAUACGAGCCGGUCAGAGGGCCGCGACGGACGUUUACUCGAACGGUUCCGGAUAA